Phlebotomus papatasi is the source of this 613-nucleotide messenger RNA. RefSeq names its product endocuticle structural glycoprotein ABD-5-like. The record is from RefSeq and is a predicted model, not a curated record. Lineage: Eukaryota; Metazoa; Arthropoda; Insecta; Diptera; Psychodidae. Gene Ontology annotation, cellular component: chitin-based extracellular matrix. The transcript is spliced from 2 exons. The coding region runs from base 203 to 532 and encodes 109 amino acids. Gene Ontology annotation, molecular function: structural constituent of chitin-based larval cuticle.
GUGAUUCGUCACCGAUAAACUUUCCCAGAGUCUCAUCGCUCCAAAAACACGUUCCCGAAUUGCUCAAUGGGUGAGUGUCACUGGGAAGAAGUACCUGACCCAAGGCGAGGUCAUCAACUCCCUCAAUGGCUCGAGAGGGCAGUAUAUAAGACAUUCCCUUCGUCUCAUUUGGCCGUUUGAGUUAGACAGUGCAAGUGUGACAAUGAAAGUGAUUGGUUUUCUGGUGAUUUUGGGGACUUUGGCAGCAGCUGUGCCAGUUCCAGACGGGCUGGAGCCCAAAAUUCCAGUGUUGGAGAGGACAGAAGUGAGGGAUGAGCAUGGACAGUACGCCCUGAGCUACCUGACAGCCAAUGGAAUUGCCACGGCUGAGCAGGGAGCUCUGAAGCAAUCCAAUGAGGGACAUGUUCUGGUGCGACAGGGAUCAUGGGCAUAUCUCGGUCCAGACAAUGUCAAGUAUGUCGUGAACUACGUGGCUGAUGAGAAUGGGUAUCGAGCCACUGGUAGCCACUUGCCAGAACCACCAGCUCCGUGAGAAAAUUGCUACGCGGGCAUUUUUCUUGCCUUUUAUUAGGUUUUUAGGUUUUUUUUUUGUAAAAUAAAGCUGUAUGAGACA